Messenger RNA from Sesamum indicum (sesame), 6494 nucleotides. Its product is annotated as histone acetyltransferase HAC1. Gene Ontology annotation, molecular function: chromatin DNA binding; histone acetyltransferase activity; zinc ion binding. Gene Ontology annotation, cellular component: histone acetyltransferase complex; transcription regulator complex. Gene Ontology annotation, biological process: positive regulation of transcription by RNA polymerase II. NCBI's taxonomy places the organism in Eukaryota, Viridiplantae, Streptophyta, Magnoliopsida, Lamiales, Pedaliaceae. The record is from RefSeq and is a predicted model, not a curated record.
ACAGUGUAACUGAUGUAGCUGCUAAUGUGCUGGCAGGAUUUGCAUUUAUGCCUGUGAACUGCAUUUUUAGUCCAAUGUCCCAUAUUCUUCAAAAUCACCUGUCUUUUCUAUAUUAAGUUAGGGAGUUUGUUUUUUGUACUUCUGACUGGUGAGAGGAUAUGAUGAGUUGACAGUGGAACUUGUAGGGCUUGUAGUUAGCAGUUUGUUAAGAAUGAUUUGAUAGGAUUGGUUUUCUGUUUGAUUCUGUGGCUAUUAUUUGAGUUCUGACACCUAGAAGCAUUCUAUUUUGUUUGGAACAUAUGAAUGUGGGUUUACCUUGUCUGAAGCUGGUCUCAGAUGAAUAUUACCUCAAAUUAAAAUCUUUCUUCAAAUACGACUUCGUAUUGUAACAUCCUGUGUUUCUUUGAUACGAGGCAGAGAAUGGUAUAGUUAGUAUUUUUCCUGGAAACGGAAUGACAAGAGUUGCUUGAAACUAAAGUGGGAAAUUUUCUAUGGAUGAUUGGUGGAAUUCUCAUCUUACAGAGAUUUUGUGCGACCUUUGACAGUUGGAAAUAUGAGACUAGCUAAUUGAACAGUGCACAUCAGACUAAAGAGUAUUUGGACCAUUUUCCCUGUGCACUUUGGGCAGGACUUGACUGGAUGGAGACGUACUGGUCCAGCUAAUUUGGUUUGUACGUCUACAUGGUGGAAGUUUGAUUUCAAAUUUGCGAAGUGCAUGUUUGCUACCGCACAUUAAAAAUGAAUUUGCAAACGCACCAUUCAGGGCAGAUAUCUGGACAAGUACCAAACCAAGCUGGUACUAUGUUGCCUGGGCUGCCGCAGCAGAAUGGAAAUCCCAUGCAAAAUCCCAGUAUCCAUCGUGGUGUCCUGAAUACUGACCCUGAAUACGUUAAAACACGCAGAUAUAUGCAAGAAAAGAUAUGGGAAUUUCUUAUGCAGCGGCGCCAACAAUCUCAUGAGGUGCCCAACAAAAAAAUGAUUGAUUUAGUAAAACGUCUAGAAGAGGCUUUGUUCAAGAGUGCCACGACAACGGAGGAGUAUCUAAACCUGGCAACUCUCGAAAGUCGCUUGCAUGUUCUAAUUAAACGUCUACCUAUGAGUAAUCACAACCAGCAGUUCUCACAUGCUAACCCCUCUGUGUCUAUUGGUACAAUGAUUCCGACCCCUGGAUUGCAACAAACUGGAAAUUCUAGCCUUGUUGGGACUCCAUCUGUGGACAGCUCUUUGGUUGUCAAUAAUAGCUCAAACACAAUUGCGUCCUCCACAGCGAAUUCAGGGAACUUCUUGCCUACAGGAAAUGGGUCUUCUGGAGCUUUGGCCGGUGGAUAUCAGCACUCAUCUUCUGCUUUCUCAGUCAAUUCUGGUGGAAAUAACAUGAUGACAUCCAUGGGUGGACAGAGAAUGACAAGUCAGAUGAUCCCUACUCCUGGAUUUAGUAGUUCUAGUAAUAAUGACGUAAAUAACAAUGCUGAUAACCAGUCAUUCAUGAAUAUGGAGUCAUCCAGUAAUGUUGGUGCAUUUCCAGCUGUUGACUCUUCAAUUGUAUCACAGCCUAUGCAACAAAAGCAGCACGUUGGUGGUCAAAACAGUCGUAUGUUACACAAUAUUGGUGGGCAUAUGGGUGGUGAAAUAAGAUCUACAUUGCAGCAAAAGUCUUAUGGAUUAUCAAAUGGGCCCUUGAACGGAGGGCUGGGAAUGGUGGGAAACAAUAUGUCCAUGAUGAAUGGUCCAGGAACAACCGAAGGCUAUUUAUCUGGAACAAUGUAUGGAAACUCCACCAAACCGUUGCAUCAACACUUUGACCAGCAUCAGCGACCAGUAAUGCAGGGUGAUGGAUAUGGAAUGGGUGCUGCCGAUGCUUCAGGGUCUGGAAACUUGUAUGCUUCUGCGACAUCUGUUGGGUCUCUGAUGAACAAUCAGAGCUUGAAUGUGAUAUCAAUGCAAUCUAUGCAAAAAGCAACCUCACCCUUGAUGAUUAAUAAUCAGCCUAAUGUACACUCUGUAACGACUAUGAAGCCUCAACCAAUUGAUCAAUCAGACAAAAUGAAUUAUCACCCUCAGUAUUCAGUGAGAGAAAAUCUUGUACAACCUCAUCAACAACAACAAUUUCAACAGCCGUCUCACCAGUUUCAGCGCCAGCAACUUGUCCAGCACCAGGUCCCACAAAGGCAGCAAACUCAAAACCAGGUUUUCUUAAAGAAUGAUACAUUUGGUCAAUCUCAGCUGUCAUCCAAUAUAGUUUCUGAGGCAAAGUCUGCCCAUGGGAUUGAGCAUCGUGAUGAAAUUCUACAUUCACAAGUCUCUGACCCCUUCCAGUUCUCUGAUAUGCAGAGUCAGUUCCAACAGAACCCUAUGGAGGACCGGUCAAGAGGUACUCAGUUGCUGCCGCAUCCAGUUGGUCCACAGGAUGUGAGUUCAUCACUAACUCAGACUUCAGAUCAGAUGCAACAGUUGUUGCAUCCGCAACAAUUUGUUGGUAACCCUCAAAGUGAUUUUGGCGGUCUUGCUAGUGGCAUGCAACCAGAUGACACAUUGCGUGGUCAAUGGUAUUCCCAAGAUGUAUCUCUUGUAUCAGGGAGACUCCCACAUGAUCAAAAUGUGCAAGAUGAAUUUCAUCACAGAUUAACAGGGCAAGGGCAAGAUGGAGCUCAGCUAAAUAAUUUAUCCUCUGAAGAAUCAGUAAUUGGUCAAUCAGAUGCUCCCAGAUCAGCAGAAGCUCCGAAAACAAGUAAUGCCAUAUCUCGAUCUAAUAACCUUAAUCGUGAAAGGCAGUUCAAGAACCAACAGCGGUGGCUCUUGUUUUUGCGGCAUGCUCGUCGAUGUCCUGCUCCAGAAGGGAAAUGCCAAGAGCCGAACUGCUUGACGGUUCAAAAACUAUUGAGACAUAUGGAACAUUGCAAUGUAUUUCAGUGUUCUUAUCCUCGUUGCUGCGCUACUAGAGUUUUAGUAAAUCAUCAUAGGCGCUGUCGUGAUGGUAGCUGCCCUGUUUGUAUUCCAGUUAAGAAUUAUGUGCAACAGGCGCAAUUAAAGGCACUUGCUCGUCCUGAUUUCAGUUCAGGGUUGCCUGGUUCUGUCAAUGGUUCCUGUAAAUCAUAUGAGAAUGCUGAAAUUUCUGGAAGAUCAACCCCGAAGACGAGCCAAAUGAUAGCUGAAACUCCUGAAGAUCUACAGCCUUCUAUUAAACGCAUGAAAAUUGAACAGGGAGCUCAGUCUGUUGUCUCUGAAAGUGGAGCUUCUGUUGCACUGAAGUCCACUAUAAAAGAACCUCCAAUCCAGGAUGCCCAGCAUUCUGAACAGCAUCAUGAUCCUCAUAUUCCAAGAAAAUCUGAAAUUAAUGAAGUGAAAAUGGAAGUUUCAGGAAGUGUUGGACAAUUAAGUUCCAAAAUGAUUGAAAUGAAGAAGGAUAGCUUGGAAGAUGCCUACAUCCAGAGGCCAGAAGGUGAUCCUACUGCAAAACUAAACUCUACUGGAUUUGGAAUACAGGAAGUCAUUAAAGCCGAGAAGGAAAUGGGACAGUCUAAGAUGGAAAAUCCACCAUUACAUUCUGAGAACACGUCCAAGUCUGGCAAGCCGAAAAUAAAGGGAGUAUCAUUGACAGAGUUGUUCACUCCUGAACAAGUCCGGCAGCAUAUUACAGGUCUUAGACAGUGGGUAGGCCAGAGCAAAGCAAAAGCAGAAAAGAAUCAAGCGAUGGAGCAUUCAAUGAGUGAAAACUCUUGCCAGUUAUGUGCAGUCGAGAAGCUUACCUUUGAACCACCCCCUAUAUAUUGUACACCUUGUGGUGCUCGCAUUAAAAGGAAUGCUAUGUAUUAUACCGUUGGAGCUGGUGAAACUCGUCAUUACUUUUGCAUUCCGUGCUAUAAUGAGGCUCGUGGCGACACCAUUGUAGUUGAUGGAAGUGCUCUUCCAAAGGCAAGGAUGGAGAAAAAGAAAAAUGAUGAGGAAACUGAAGAAUGGUGGGUCCAAUGUGACAAGUGUGAAGCGUGGCAGCAUCAAAUUUGUGCAUUAUUCAAUGGUAGAAGAAAUGAUGGUGGACAAGCUGAGUACACUUGUCCAAAUUGUUAUAUAGAAGAAGUUGAGAGAGGUGAACGUGUGCCAUUACCGCAGAGUGCUGUUCUAGGAGCAAAGGAUUUGCCUAGAACAAUUUUGAGUGAUCACAUGGAGCAGCGAUUAUUUGCAAAGCUCAAGCAAGAAAGGCAGGACAGAGCAAGGCUUCAAGGCAAAAGUUAUGAUGAGGUGCCAGGAGCAGAAGCACUUGUUAUAAGAGUGGUGUCAUCAGUGGACAAGAAGUUGGAAGUUAAACCGCGGUUUCUUGAAAUUUUCCAAGAGGAAAAUUAUCCUGCAGAAUACCCAUAUAAAUCUAAGGUAGUACUAUUAUUUCAGAAAAUUGAAGGUGUUGAAGUCUGCCUAUUUGGGAUGUAUGUUCAAGAAUUUGGAUCCGAAUGUCAGCAGCCUAAUCAUCGCCGAGUCUACCUAUCUUACCUGGACUCAGUUAAGUAUUUCAGGCCGGAGGUUAAAGCAGUGACUGGAGAAGCUCUGCGGACAUUUGUGUACCAUGAAAUUUUGAUUGGAUACUUAGAAUACUGCAAAAAACGUGGUUUCACUAGCUGUUAUAUAUGGGCUUGCCCUCCAUUGAAAGGGGAAGACUACAUUUUGUAUUGCCACCCAGAAAUUCAGAAGACACCAAAGUCAGAUAAACUUAGGGAGUGGUACUUGUCCAUGCUAAGAAAAGCUGCAAAGGAAAAUAUUGUAGUUGACCUCACUAAUCUCUAUGACCAUUUCUUUGUGUCUACCGGCGAAUGUAAAGCAAAGGUAACUGCAGCUCGGUUGCCAUACUUUGAUGGAGAUUAUUGGCCUGGUGCUGCAGAGGACAUGAUUUAUCAACUACAGCAAGAAGAGGACGGGAGAAAACAGCAUAAGAAGGGAACUAUGAAGAAGACGAUCACGAAAAGAGCUCUGAAGGCAUCUGGCCAAACUGAUCUUUCUGGAAAUGCAUCAAAGGAUUUGCUGUUAAUGCACAAACUCGGUGAAACAAUAUCUCCCAUGAAGGAGGACUUCAUCAUGGUACACUUACAGCAUGCAUGUACGCAUUGCUGCAUCCUGAUGGUCUCUGGAAAUCGUUGGGUUUGCAAACAAUGCAAAAAUUUUCAGCUAUGUGACAAGUGCUAUGAUGCUGAGAGAAAACGCGAGGACAGAGAAAGACAUCCUAUCAACCAGAAGGAUAAACAUACGCUUUAUCCUGUUGAAAUCACUGGUGUCCCUGACGAUACCAAAGACAAAGAUGAGAUACUUGAGAGUGAAUUCUUUGACACCAGACAGGCGUUUCUCAGCCUUUGUCAAGGAAACCAUUAUCAGUAUGAUACUCUGCGUCGAGCUAAGCAUUCCUCCAUGAUGGUCCUCUAUCAUCUUCACAAUCCUACUGCCCCAGCUUUUGUGACAACAUGCAAUGUAUGUCACCUUGAUAUAGAAACUGGGCAAGGUUGGCGCUGCGAGACAUGCCCUGAUUAUGAUGUAUGCAACACAUGUUACCAAAAGGAUGGAGGAAUCGAUCAUCCUCAUAAAUUAACUAAUCAUCCAUCAAAUGAUCGUGAUGCACAGAACAAAGAAGCCAGGCAAUUACGAGUUAUGCAGCUGAGAAAGAUGCUUGAUCUCCUGGUUCACGCCUCUCAGUGUCGCUCUCCUCAUUGUCAAUAUCCAAAUUGCCGCAAGGUGAAGGGACUUUUCCGCCAUGGUAUGUUGUGCAAAGUGCGUGCUUCUGGAGGUUGUCUACUGUGUAAGAAAAUGUGGUAUCUCCUUCAGCUUCAUGCUCGAGCGUGCAAGGAAUCUGAAUGCAGCGUCCCACGAUGCAGAGACUUGAAGGAGCAUAUGAGAAGGCUGCAACAGCAGUCCGAUUCUCGACGAAGGGCUGCUGUUAUGGAAAUGAUGAGGCAACGCGCUGCAGAGGUUGCUGGCAAUUCUUGAUGUCCAGUUGUAUAUAUACACUAGUGGCAGCUUUUUGAGGAAAAAACUGUUCCAGAGCGAGCCAGAUAAGUUAUCGUUUGACAAGUGAUGCAUUAUUUGAACUCGCAAGUGGUAGAAAGGAAGUCGGGCUUCUUACUAUGGUUGGAGGACUCCAUAACAAAACAAAUUUGUGGGAGUUUUGCUUUUACCAUCACUGGGCACACAUUUUUUUUGGGUUCAUACUUCUCCAGAUAAGCUUGCUAGGGAAGUUCAUGAUAGAAGGUCCACUGCUUGCUUCUACUAUGGCGAACUCACAAUUUAGGGGGGCAAAAGGUUCAGAAUUUAUGUCUUCGUCUAGAUAAGUUAUUCUUUGAUUUUCUUUCUUGUAUUUCAUCUGUUGCCAUCAAUGUUUGAUGGCGAGUGUACUAUAGUUACCUUUGCCUGUCAAGAUUUUUCUUGCCAAAGUAGUAACAAGAGAAGCUCAGUUUUUCUCAAAUUCUCAUCUCAGUCCCGUUCAUCGUCUUUGUGAAUAUAUGCCUUUGGAAUUAGCUAUA